UGUCUUCUUAUCUUAGAUGACUUUGCUUCUCAUCCUUUGUUAAAGAACAGAGAACAAGAUAUGUGUCGAAUUCUUAAGAAGCUCAGACACUUUAACAUCUCAGUCGUAAUAUGUGUACAGACAGCAAAGAGUUUAAGUAAGGAUGUUAAAAGAAUACUUACUGACAUUAUACUCUUCCCUGGAUUGUCCGAAGACGAUUUCAUGGAACUUAUGAAAGAGUCCAUGGCAGGUAAGUUUGACAGACAUGAACUAUGGGAGAAGUACAAAGUCAUACAAGACCCUCAUACUUCUUUCAGAAUUCAUAUCUACGCAAACAAAGUUCAAAUUGUAAAAAGUCAAGCUUGA
Molecule: messenger RNA, 345 nt
Organism: Trichomonas vaginalis G3
Lineage: Eukaryota; Parabasalia; Trichomonadida; Trichomonadidae
Product: protein of unknown function, DUF4106 family
Exons: 1
Source: RefSeq, a predicted model, not a curated record